Messenger RNA from Racocetra persica, 392 nucleotides. The record is from the annotation of a GenBank genome assembly. NCBI's taxonomy places the organism in Eukaryota, Fungi, Glomeromycota, Glomeromycetes, Diversisporales, Gigasporaceae.
CCCAACAAAAAAAACCUGCCACCUAUAAAAAUAUCAUUUUAAGUUUGAAAGAUUUAGCUUCUCAUCCCGAUUCUUUCUUGGCCGGGAUUUCUUUCCAAAACGCUUUAAAGAGUUUAGUUAAUUAUUCAUUAUAUCAGCCGGUUGAUGAAUUGAAAGGAUGUAAAGAAAAUUUAAUUGCGGGUCAAUUAGCUCCUGUAGGGACAGGAUUUAAAGAGCGGGAAAAGUUUCAACGAACCACCAAUACUACCAAUAAUUUUACUGGCACUUUGCUACUUCCGCCUCCAAACAUUACUGAUCAUGCCGGAAUUUCUACCCAGAGCAAAAUUGAAAAAUUACAACUUCCAGAACUUGAUACUGACCAAAAAAAAAGAGAAUAUACUUUUCAAACCUGA